Messenger RNA from Pelobates fuscus (common spadefoot toad), 4276 nucleotides. RefSeq names its product zinc finger and BTB domain-containing protein 49-like. Lineage: Eukaryota; Metazoa; Chordata; Amphibia; Anura; Pelobatidae. Gene Ontology annotation, biological process: regulation of transcription by RNA polymerase II. The coding region runs from base 70 to 1902 and encodes 610 amino acids. The record is from RefSeq and is a predicted model, not a curated record. The transcript has 6 exons. Gene Ontology annotation, cellular component: nucleus. Gene Ontology annotation, molecular function: DNA-binding transcription factor activity, RNA polymerase II-specific; protein binding.
AUUGAUGAUGUAACCACAUGUGAAUGGAAGCGAGGCUGCAGUAGCAGUGGGCAGAGUAGAGGAAUCAGGAUGGAUCCAAUUUCUCCUGAAGCCCAUGGAUGGUCUAUUCUUCAGAAGCUGAAUGAACAAAAAUCCAUGGGGCUUUUUUGUGAUGUCUCGUUAAUGGUGGAAGGUAAAAUAUUUCUUGCCCACAAAAAUGUCCUUUCUGCAUGCAGUGAAUACUUUUAUGCAGCACUGAGCAGGAAUGAGCAGCAGCAAUUCCUGGUUCUUGACAAUGUUUGCUUAGAAGGCUUUAGUCAUCUUCUGGACUUCAUAUACUCGUACAAAAUCCCCUCAUGUCAUGUACAAGACUUUAUGCAGGCUGCCCAAGUCCUUCAAGUUAGCUUGCCACUCACAAUAGAAGUUGUCAAUGUUUCCAGCAGCCCGCACACUAAUGCUCCAAAGGAGGAAAUUUGCAUUCCAGACGAGGAUUACGAUGUUCCUGACCAAAACGUAGAGAUAAGAGAAAUUGAGAGCCAGCCAUUAAAAAGAAAUCGUGAUGAUAACAUUUCUGGUGUCAACAGUUCAAUCUACAGUGAAGAGAGAAGAAGAUUUGAGACCGUAUCCCAGCUGAAAGACAAAGCCAAAAUGUUCAAAAGACCUGCAUUUUAUAAAGAUUCCUUUGCCAUCAGAAACCCAAACUACUUUAUCAGCAAACAAGUUGGCAAAAGUGCAAGGAUGGGAAGAGGAAACCCUGAAGAACCGAGAGAAAGCUCCUUCCACAACCCUGCUUUUGCUAGGCAGUUGCCUAUUACAAUUCACAAUGAUGGAUCUUCAGAGGAAGCAGAUGAUGAGGCAGCUGACAUUUGCAUUAAUUUAUGUGAUGAGCAAGAUACCCCUGAUAUUUUGGAGUCUCACACCAUUAAUGAUAUGAGAAUGCAGAAAGAAACUGUUAAGCCUAAAAUUUAUUCAACAAUUGUUGGUUUGCAGGGUGGUGGAGUAUUGGAACGAGUGGACAGUGAAGAAAGACAUUCAGAAGUGGUACACAAAUGUGAUAGGUGUGAUCUUCUACUUACCUACUCAGAGUACCUCAAUCACCAAGAUGAUCCAGGAGUGAACUUGCUUCAUUGUAACUACUGUGAAAAGCAGUUCAAUUACAGUUGCCAGCUUGCUCUGCACCAGUCCAGCCACCUUGACAAGAAGUUCUACCAGUGUGAGCAAUGUGGGAAGGAGCUAAGUACCCUCAAGAAAUUGCAUGAUCACAUUGCGUACCACUCGGAUGCCAGACCCCACAAAUGCCGACUUUGUGAUAAAGCCUACAAGGUGAAAAAUGACCUCACCCAGCAUGUCCGAGUGAAACACAUAGAAGCAGCCAAUGGAAAACCGCCAUUGCUUCAACUCUGUGAAUUUUGUGGCCAGGCUGUGAAACAUUACAAGAGCCACAAAAUUUUUUGCAGCGGAGUGAAGAAAUUUAAGUGUGACUUUUGUGUACAGUCAUUUCACCGUAUCUCUGAAUUAAAGAGGCACACAUGGACCCAUACUGGGGAACUACCAUAUCGGUGUAAAAUCUGUGGUAAAGGCUGCAGACACCCCAGUAACAUGAAGAAACACAUUCGUACUGUGCAUAAAGCAGACAUGCGUGUGCAGAUAAACCGUGAACAUGCGUCUCCAAGAUUCUGCAAGAAUAGGAGGAAUCCUGCAAAAUAUCCUGGACAGAUUCUGCAGCAGCCAUUGCCUAGCAACCACUCCAUGAUGCAGUCAAUCCCUGUUGCUGCUACUGAACCAGUUAUUCAGACUGACUCAUCUGUGUCUCCUGUGUCUUUGGCCUACCUAUCCAUGACUGCCACUGCUGAUCAUUCAACCAAUGAUUUUGCCACAUAUGAAUCUCAGAACACUUCCCCUGAGAUAAACAGGCCCCGGUAACACGGAGUUUAGUUUUUAUUAUUCAAUUUCUCACAUAUGAUGUAUUUAAACAAUAUUUAAAAUGUCUGAACCUACUGGUACAAUUGGUUACUCCCUUUGGAACUUUCCAAGAUUAUUGUGGCAAAUAAUUACAAUGACAGGUUUUGGGUGUGUUUCCAAUUAGUUUUGAGAAUCUCAAGAUAUAAAAUCAUGUAUUUUUCUUCAAAGAUGUAAAAUGUAAUUAUAAUUAACUGUUUAAAAAGCAAAGAGCCAAAGAGGUUUGAACUGAAGGUGGGUUUACUGAGAAAACCAGCACAGACAUUUUCAGUCGUUGUUUGCUCUUGUGUUCCUUGUAGCCUUCAUUGCCAAGUUCAAAAACUGUAAACAGUAUUUUGUAAAAUUAGUCCACUACUACACCCAUUUUUUAAGGCACUUUUUCUGUGAAUGUAUGUACUUGUGGAAUAUCAGACUAUUGUCAAUUUCUUUUGUGAAAGAUAUUGUAUGGUGCUACAUGCAAAACAAAAGUUACAUUUCUAUGCUUUGUAGAAGUUUGUUUUCAGUGGGUUGAAAAAUUUCAGCCAAAACUGUUGUAUGCUCCCCCACCCCUUCUCUUCUUGUCAUUGUGACAUUACGAGUUUUUAAUUGUUGGCAGCUCUUCACACAAAGCUCAUUGGGUAGUUUAGAAACAUUUUUGGUCCAGAUCACUUUUGUACUAAUCUUCCAUUAUUCAAUAAUACUGAAAUGUUUGAAAUUAUAGUAAUUACAUCCACUGAUAGGGCCAUAUCAAUUAGAUGCUGCUAUGCAGAAAAUUAACACAGUUGUCUACAGAGAUUAUUUCACUUGGUAAAUAUAUGUUUUUAAAUGUGAAGAGAAGGGACUAGAAGGUGGUGACUUAGACCCGCCCCCUAAUAUACCUAGUAUCCUUGAAGGGAGGGUAGCUCUUAGAGUAACUGGACAAGUGCCUAAUUAUAGAGCAAAAAAAGAGAGAACUAUUUAAACUUUAAUGGUCCCUCAAAAGGAACAAAAAUAAAAGUGAAAAAAAUGUGUACUAACUAAAUAGAUAAUAACUAACAAGACUUAAAAGAGACCAAACGUAUUUACAUUGUUAUAGAUCCGAUAUAUCCAAUGUCUAGCUCUACAUAGUAUGUUGCAAAGUGUUACAAAAAAGUAGAGAGUCUAAAUAAAUCAUUGGUGGGAUCUUAGAGGGGUAUAUAAAUCGGCUACAUUAGAGUGAGGAGAUUUAGCUGUUAUUAACCCUCAAGGGUAUACAGAGACAGUGUUAGGUGAACGGCUAUUUGUGGCAAUAUGUGGUAAUAGUCCCUGAAUUCUAUCGAGAAUAUUAGAGCGAAGACCUGUAAGCCACAAUUAAAAUACCCGGUAAAAUAGUAAGUAGAUAUACCAGUCUGAAAGAGGGUAGAGGGUCAGUAAAUGAACCACUGCAAAUAUGAGCGCAUAGUGACCCAGUUGGUAGCCGAGGUGAUUGCCUUAGGGUGUAGUUACUUAGUAGCCCCAAAGUCUCUACUUGGGACCGAGAUAAUGUCUGAGGAUCUCGGAAUAGAAGUAAGUACAACCAUAGAUUAGAUCACCCCAAUUCCACCAUUAAAUAGCUGGUAUUCGUCUAGAGGCAGGUACACCUCAAGCGGACAAGUUGCAAAAUUAUAAUUUAGUAGGCGAAAGCUGCUAAAAGUAUAUGGACUUUGUAGCCAACGAAUCCUACUUAGGACCGAGACAUAUAUCUAAGUGUCUCGGAUAGUAAAGCGGUACAUGCAGCCAAAAAAACCCAAAUCCCACCAUACAGAAGCCAAUGUACGUCUAGAGACGGGUAUAACUAAGUGGAAAGUGGCUUAAAACCUUCAUAAAUAGCUCCCUGUAAUACUGUGAGGGAUGUCCCUAACCGCAGAGUAAAGACUAGCACUGGCAUUGCAGCCAACGAAUCCUGCUUAAGAUCGAGACUUAUAUCUGAACGUCUCGGAUUAUGAGGCAGUAUGUACAGCUAAACCCUAGAGCACCCAAAUCCCACCAUAUAGAUGCCAAUAUGCAUCCAGAGACAGGUAUGAAUAAUACUAUAAGGAAUUAGGGGGAAGGGUGUCCCUAACGGAAGGUAGCAGAGAGAAGGCUAACACUGUCUAAAUCCUUAUGGAGAUCCUAUCAAAUAGAGAGAGAGGAGAGACUCUAAUGGUCUAAAUUUAAAGUAAUAAUAAUCCGCAGUACGGGAAGAACUGGCUCAACGCACGUUUCGGCGAACCAUAUCGCCUUUGUCAAGAGCUGACUGCAGGCUUACACGCUCCUCUUUUUAAACCCACAAUGGGGUACGCCCAUCAGGAGUGACGUCAUGUGGCGCCCGUGAAUCAAAUUGAUGAGGGGGCGUGUUCACUAAUGGAACGGAGGGCAUGAU